AUGGCCUCCCUCCCCGCCCGGGCCACUCGCACCCUCCGUCGUCAGCUGACCCCGUCCCUCGGUCCAACACCGUGGAUACGUCACCUCCUCCCCACCCAACGAUCCUUCUCCACCUCUCCAACACGAGCCAUCACCACCUCGAACCCAACUCCCUCUUCCAGUCCUUCAGAAGCUCCGCUCUACCCAGGUCAUGUGCGGAUCAAUCUGUUUCAACGUUCCUUGUUGGCAGUCGGAAGUGCUUUCGCUUCAAUCACGAAUACCUAUCGUCACGGUACGCCCCCACCCCAUCCCAACCCGAGUCCCUCCCCAAUAUCAACCUCUAACACCCUUUUCUCUUUUGCCCCCCUAAAAAACAACAGACAUGAUCGCCGUCUUAUCCGAAACGACUUCCGGCCCAUUCCUCGCCCGACUCCGCACCGAAAUCCUCUCCACCCCUUCCGGUCGUUCCCUCCUACGCGAAAGACCCCGCAUCACCGAAGCGUCCCUCGAUAUCGAGAAUACGCUCGCGAAGUUGCCAGCGGGUACUUUUGGGAGGGCGUAUGCGGAUUGGUUGAAAGGGAAUAAAGUGACGCCUGAUACGAGGGAUCCCGUACGUCCUACCUAUCGAGGGCCGGGGGGCAGGGGUUUCUAAUUAGGGGCUCAACAGAAAAACUCACUCUGCUGCUCCUGACACUUCAGGUGCGCUACAUCGAUGACGCCGAGCUCGCGUACAUCAUGCAACGUUACCGCGAAUCACACGACUUUUAUCACGUCCUCCUCGGAUUCGGCGUCUCCCUACCCGCCGAACUGGUCGUCAAGUGGUUCGAACUAGCCAACUUUGGUCUACCCGUCGCUUUGUUAUCGUCCGUUUUUGGACCGCUGAGAAUGGAGAAAGAGGAACGGAGCAGGUUGUGGGAUGCUUAUGGCAGUUGGGCGUUGAAGAGUGGGGGGAAGGCGGAGUGCUUGAUUGGGGUUGAAUGGGAGAAGAAGUGGGGGAUGGACAUUGGCGAAUUGAGGAGGGAACUUGGGAUUGAGAUGCCGAAGGUCGACUUUAAGGAUUGGAAGAGAGAAGGGAGGAGGUUGAAGAAGGAGAAGGAGAAGGAGGAGAGGGAACGCUUCAAGGCUUCGGCUGCAGAUGGGGUCAGAGUUUGA
Messenger RNA from Microbotryum saponariae, 1131 nucleotides. The record is from the annotation of a GenBank genome assembly. NCBI's taxonomy places the organism in Eukaryota, Fungi, Basidiomycota, Microbotryomycetes, Microbotryales, Microbotryaceae.